This is a messenger RNA of Medicago truncatula (barrel medic), 5407 nucleotides long. RefSeq lists its product as uncharacterized. The record is from RefSeq and is a predicted model, not a curated record. The transcript is spliced from 3 exons. Lineage: Eukaryota; Viridiplantae; Streptophyta; Magnoliopsida; Fabales; Fabaceae. The coding region runs from base 1393 to 2856 and encodes 487 amino acids.
GAAGCUAGAAGGACCCAUUUGUGUUCGUUUGACUCGUUGGGAAGAAGAAAACAUGGCAAAACUAGAAACAUCCACCUUCCUCCUCGCAUGCAUUUACUGAUCUCGUUAACAAUUCUCAAGCCUCUGUUCCUUUCGUUUUCUCCUUCAUACGGGUUUCUCAAGUCUGUAUUGUUCAUCUCGUUAUCCAUUCGUUUUCUCCUUCAGAAGCUUUGCUCGUUCAUCUCGUUUGCUGAGUCGAUCAUUCAUCUCAAGUGAAUUCAAUCUUACUCAAUCCUUUAUUAUACUAAUUGUUUUAUGUACUAAUUUUUUAGGUUUAAAGUCAUUUGUGGUAAAGGGUUGAUUUUUCAGCUUAUUAAGAUUUGGGGAUUUUUGAUUUUUUUUAUUGUAUUCCUCUUUUCUUAUUAAGUUUCUGAAUCCGAUUGUACACUUUUUUGAGAACAUGAAUGACCAAAUUUGAGGGUACCCUUGUUAUUUAGCUUAUUAAAAUUUGGGGUUGAAGCCAUCUGGAUACAUAGGUUAUGUGUGUCAUUUAUAGCUAGAGAGAAAUUAUUUUUGAAUAAAUAGCAGAUGAGGGUUUUGGCUAUAUGAUUUUUAUGUACAAGGUAAUUGAUAAUCAGAGUUAGAUUUUAGUUUAUCCUUGAUUGGGUACUGUUAACACAUUAGCAGGAAAUUUGUUCUUGAUGAAUUGGUAUUGUUUUUAGUUUCCAUUCCUUGUAUAUGGUAGGAACUAGGAAGUAAUAUUCUUUGUAUAAAGUCAUAUUCUGUAAUAUGUUUCUACUUUAUACAAAUAUUUAAUUGAGACUUUCUUUUUCUAGAAGGACGAAGUUAACUACCCACCAAAGCUCCUAAGUUAAGUUGCUACUAGACUAAUACAAUAAAUGGAUAUAUGUUUGAAGUUAAACAUAUAGUGUUGGGUACAUAGGUUCUGUGUGCCAUACAUAGCUAGAGAUAAUUUUUCUUGUACAAAUGUACUAUAUAAAAUAAAUGGAUAUAUAACUAUGAAGCAUGAACACUCUUCGAAUAAGUCGUGUCCCGGUUUUGGACACGUUACACGACACCGACACAUAUAAUUACACACUUGAUUAUAUAAUUUUCUUAAAUUAUUAACGGUGUCGGCGUGUUAGUGUCCGUGUUCGUAUGUGUGCUUCAUAGAUAUAGAAUGGUCUUAUGGUUAACAAUAUCAUCAACCAUUGAAAAUACUUUAUUUGUGUAUUUAUAUCCAAAAAAUAUGUUAAGUUCAUCCUUCUUGCACAUUCAACUUAUCUUGUGUAUUUAUAUGUUGCCGUAAUUUACCGCAUGAUUGAGUGUUUAACUUGUGAUGUAAAGUGAGUGGAUAACAUUUUAUUGUAUGCAAAUUCUUACUUUGUAUUAUACUGUAUUAGAUUGGUAGUGAUGGACAAAGAGUGGACUAAGCUACCAAGGCUUAGUCGUGAAUAUAAGAAAGGUGUUGUAUCUUUCUUAGAUUUCGCCUUUACUAAAGGAAAACCAGAAGGGAGGGAAAUUCUAUGCCCUUGUGACAAGUGUAAAAACACUUGGUAUGAAAAAAGAAGAGUGGUUUUUGAUCAUUUAGUAGCCUAUGGAUUUGUUGAAGGCUACAAAGUUUGGGUGUACCAUGGGGAGCGAAGAUCAAGGUCGACAAAAAUUGAUGAUCAAAUGGAAGUUCAAGAAGACUCACAUGAUGACAUUGAUGGCUUAUUGUUUGACACAUUUAGAAAUUUUGUAGAAACAGAUGGAGUUAACAAGGGACCUAAUGAGGAUGCUAAAAAGUUCUACAAGUUAAUUGAUGAGUCAAAACAACCACUGUACACAGGAUGCGAAAAUUUCUCUACCUUAUCCUUCAUUAUUCGAAUGUACUUAUUGAAGUGUCUUCAUGGGUGGAGCAAUGCAUCGUUCACUUCUCUCUUAGAGUUAUUGAAAGAAGCAAUGCCUGACCUUAACAUUCCCAAUUCUUUUAACAAAACAAAGGCCAUGAUUAAGGACAUUGGUCUUGAUUAUGAAAAGAUUGAUGCUUGCCCCAAUGAUUGCAUGCUAUUUUGGAGAGAACACAAGGAUGACAAUUUUUGUAGAUUUUGCAAAGCUUCUCGGUGGAAAGAAUCCCCUCAAGUGGAUUGUGAGUCCGAGCAACACAAAAAUGAUCAUAAAGUUGCUGAAAAAAUUCUGAGACACUUUCCCUUGAUUCCUAGGCUUCAGAGGUUGUUUAUGUGUUCAAAGACAGCUGAUUCAAUGAGGUGGCAUAAAGAUGAUCGCACUAAAGAUGGGUGCUUAAGGCACCCUGCUGAUGGCCAGGCGUGGAAGGACUUUGACAGGCUUCACACAGACUUUGCUUCUGAAUCACGUAAUGUAAGACUUGGCUUGAGUAGUGAUGGAUUCAACCCCUUUAGGACUAUGAGUAUAUCACAUAGUACAUGGCCUGUUGUGACAGUAGCAUACAAUCUUCCUCCCUGGUUGUGCAUGAAGCCUGAAUUUAUGAUGUUGUCAUUACUAAUUCCUGGGUCACAAUCUCCAGGAAAAAAUAUUGAUGUGUAUCUUCAACCAUUAAUUGAGGAGUUGAAAGUGUUAUGGGAAUCUGGAGUAGAAACAUAUGAUGCCUCAAAAAAUCAAAUGUUUCGAAUGCGUGCUGCUUUGUUAUGGACAAUUAGUGAUUUUCCCGCGUAUGCCAUGUUGUCUGGUUGGAGCACAAAAGGGAAGUUGGCAUGUCCAUGCUGUAACAACAACACUUCUUCAACCUAUUUAAAACACAGUCGAAAGAUGUGCUAUAUGGAUCACCGUACAUUUUUGCCAAUGGACCAUGCUUGGAGAGAAAAUAGAAAAUCUUUUAAUGGAAAAAAGAACUUAGAUCUGCACCGACUAUGUUAGAAGGGACAGAAAUAUUAGAAAUCUUAAAAGAUUUUAACAAUGUGUUUGGGAAGACAAACAAGCAAAAAAAUGAUGGUCCAUGGAAGAAGAGGUCAAUUUUUUUUGAGUUGCCAUAUUGGGCUAGCAAUACACUACAUCAUAAUCUUGAUGUAAUGCAUAUUGAAAAGAAUAUUUUUGAUAACAUCAUUGGGACUCUAUUGGAUAUACCAGGAAAGACAAAAGAUCAUGUUAGAGGUCGUUAUGAUUUGGAAGAAAUGGGCAUUAGAAAAAAUCUUCAUCCAAGGGAUGUUGGUGGGGGUCGUGUCGCGAUUGCAAAUUCAUGUUUCUCCAUGACUUCUGAAGAGAAGUCUAUGUUUUGUGGUGUUCUGAAGGGUGCAAAACUACCAGAUGGUAGUGCAUCAAAUAUUUCAAGAUGUGUGAAAGUUUCUGAAAAGAAAAUAUGUGGUUAUAAGAGUCAUGAUGCACAUUUCAUGUUGCAUUACUUGUUGCAGAUACCAAUACGAAGCACAAUGCCUAAAGCAGUGGCCCAACCUCUCAUUCGUCUUAGUCGUUUUUUCCGUUCUCUAUGCCAAAAAGUUAUCCAAAUCCAUGAUCUGGACAACUUACAGGAAGAAAUUGCUGAAGUACUUUGUCAACUAGAGAUGGUUUUUCCUCCUAGUUUUUUUGAUGUUAUGGUUCACUUAGCUAUUCAUCUUUCGAAUGAGGUUAGAUUGGGUGGCCCAGUUCAACUUUCGAUGGAUGUAUCCCGUAGAAAGAUAUUUAUGUAAGCUUAAAGGAUAUGUUCGUAAUAGAAGUCGUCCCGAAGGUUCUAUUGCUGAGGGUUAUGUGGCUGAAGAGGGCAUAACUAUUUGUUCAAGAUAUAUGCACAAAGGUGUGGAUACAAGGUCAAACAGAAAGAAUCAGAACUAUGAUGAUAGUGAUUUAUUAGAGGUAGAUGAAAUUGAUUACUUUUCAAGUAUUGGUCGUCCUUUAGGGGGAAAGAAAAAUGGGAAGCCAUUUUAUUUGGAUUUUGAUUCAUUAGCCCAGGCCCAUCGAUACCUCCUAUUCAAUUGUGGAGAAAUUGAAGUAUAUAUCAGAGAGCAUGAAGGUAUUGUUAAUAGCCACACUAAAAAACGUAAGUGGGAUAAAGCCAAGGCUCAAUGCCUGAAUUUUAGUGACUGGUUCAAAACUCGAGCCAAGAGAGAUGAUGUACCACCUCAGCUAAGAGAAUUCUCUAGAGGACCAAAUAAUGUUGCAAAAAGGUUUUCAGGAUAUCUUGUUAAUGGAUAUAGAUUCCAUACUAUGCAAUGAGAUGCAAGACGCAAGACUCAAAAUUCUGGUGUGACUUUGGUUUCGUUAACUGCAAGUUUUGCAAGCUCGAAAGAUGAAAAUCCAAGGACAGAACCGGUCAAUUUCUAUGGAGCAAUUAAUGAUAUAAUUGAGUUGAACUACUAUGGCCACUGCAAAUUUGUUCUAUUUAGGUGUGAUUGGUAUGAAGUUGAAGAAGAUGAAUAUGGACUUACUUGUGUGUACUUCAAUAAAAAGUGUUAUCAAGAUGAUGCUUUUGUGAUUGCUUCUCAAGUUCAGCAAUGUUUUUAUGUUCAAGAUCCUUUGAAUGUAAAUAGACAUUAUGCUUUGAAGACAGAUCCAAGAGAUUUGUUUAAAAUGGGUAACCAAUCAGAGUUUGAAGCUACUAGUGUAAAUGCAGCAGAUGAAAUCAACUUGGUUAGGGAAGACAUACCUAGAACAAUCAUUGAGAAGCCUUCAAAUAUUUUACAAUGAAUAGAAGAAGAGGAUGAGGAUUAUUCUGAUUUUGAUGACACAUUAUUUGAUUAUAUGGACUAAUGUGUAAAAUGAAUUUGUUAUUUCUAUUAUGUUGCAUUAUUAAAAUUGAACAUUUUUUAGAUCCAUUUUGUUGCGUUCUUACAAUCUAUGAUUGUAGAGUUUGCUAUAAUUAUGUACUUUAUUAAGUGUCUUAUAGUAAUGAAAGAGACAAUAUUGUAUUAUGGUUUGCUGUUUUGUGUAAUUUGUGGUUUCUAUCUGUUUUUACUGUUUUCUGGACAGGUUUUUUAGUUCUAUGUUGUGUUAAAGAGAAAUGAAGAAAUUGCUGAUAUUAAAAGACAAUGUUCUAACGAGACGGCUCGUAUGGCUAAGCAAGUUAACGGCUUACAAGGGCUAGUUAAAUGCUUGUUAAAGCAAGUGAAUCCUGAUUUGGAUGAUGAAGCUUUGGACAAUAUCAUGGAGUAUGCUAUGGUUGUUGAAUGCGGUGCUUCCACAUCAAUGCAUGCGAGGAAUGUUGAAAAGGAAAUUCAUCCAACUGGCGAGGAAGGCCAACUUGAAGACGAAGAUCAUCCUGGAAAUGAAGAUCAAGAGGGAUGAUGUUAUUUGCAUGUUUAGAUUUUAUAAUCUCCAGCUACUGCUAAACUAUGAAUAAUGUGUGCAUAAACCAAUACUUUUUGGUUUUUUUGAAGCAAACAGAUAUGUUACUUUUAAUUUGUAUAUGUUUUGGAUAUUAUCACGCAUGUAAUAUUAUGAUGCAAGACUAUUACCUAUUUUAUUGAAGUUCUUAUCA